AUGGAGACCAUCGACGGCCAACGUACGACGUCGGCAGACCAAACUCCAGCAGUCUUGAUCGACCAGCAGGGACGCUGCUUUGUUCAAUGUCACCCAAAUCCCGUGCUCCUCGACGUCGGGGAUCAGAGCCCUGCUCCCUGGUCCGUCAAUCUAUCCAGUGGGAACGCCCUGAGCGGACUUGUCCCAAAGGGCUCGCCAUUGAACUUUGUGGAAAGGCCCCUGACGGAAGUCGCAGCCUACGAUGUCCACACAUGGGCCUCUACUGAUGGCCACGGCCGAUCUGUUACGCUACCGCUGUCCAACUCGACCUUCAGUGGCCAAGAGUUUGGACCGGCCGGCUUCCAGCAGCAAGGAUUUCUGACUCAAGAACCCGCAAGUGCCGACGUACUACGAUCUGCGGACCAUGGCGGAUCCAGCAAGUGUGAUGACGACGCCGCCAAUCUUGUCUUUGACUUCAACUGCGCGUUCUGUCUCGCUGAUCACAAGGUCACGACAGAUGGGGGUCACCUAACCCAGCGCGAUCGUUACUUCUUCCGUGCUCUGCCAGGCUGCGGCCAGGCGGUCAAGGGCAGUGACAAUGUAGGACCCCGUCUCUAUGUCGCGCACCACAACGAAGAGGAUUACUCCCAAUUCCGCUGCAAAUCCCCGGGCUGUAAAGGGUGGUGUGUAUCAAACACCCAGACCCUCAACCUACCAGCAAGCCUGAUCCCCUGA
Messenger RNA from Cyphellophora attinorum, 714 nucleotides. RefSeq lists its product as uncharacterized. The transcript is spliced from 3 exons. The coding region runs from base 1 to 714 and encodes 237 amino acids. The record is from RefSeq and is a predicted model, not a curated record. Lineage: Eukaryota; Fungi; Ascomycota; Eurotiomycetes; Chaetothyriales; Cyphellophoraceae.